Messenger RNA from Penicillium cinerascens, 915 nucleotides. RefSeq lists its product as uncharacterized. The record is from RefSeq and is a predicted model, not a curated record. Gene Ontology annotation, molecular function: transmembrane transporter activity. The coding region runs from base 1 to 915 and encodes 304 amino acids. The transcript is spliced from 4 exons. NCBI's taxonomy places the organism in Eukaryota, Fungi, Ascomycota, Eurotiomycetes, Eurotiales, Aspergillaceae. Gene Ontology annotation, biological process: transport.
AUGACAUCUGAUUUCUGGGCUGGCUACAUCAGUGGUGCCCUUGGGAUCAUCAUCGGCAACCCAUUGGACGUAAUCAAGGUCCGGCUGCAAGCGGGCAAUUCAGAUGUAUCUUCUCAACCACAUCUAAGCCGCUUUGAGCGGGCCAGCUCUCUCGUUCGAGGUGCGGCUGCUCCGAUCUUGGGAUACGGCGCUCUAAAUGCAAUUCUCUUCGUCGCAUACAAUCGGUCAUUGACAUCACUCGACAGCUCCAUCACGGACCCCACCAAACCCGAUGGUGUUGCUCUGUAUAAAAUCUGGUUAGCCGGUGCUGCGGGCGGACUGGCCAGCUGGACUAUCUCCUCUCCGACUGAAUUCAUCAAAUGCCGAGCACAAUUAGAUACCCGACCGGAGGUCUCAUCGUGGACCGUUGCAAAGGAUAUAUAUCGCAAUCGCGGCUGGAGGGGUCUGUACUUUGGGGGUGCAAUUACAAGCGCCAGAGAUUCAAUUGGCUAUGGGUUCUAUUUCUGGUCCUACGAGCUUUGCAAGCGCUGGAUGAUGACGCAGAACGAAAGUUCACACGAAGCUGCUCUCAGAGUACUUCUGUGCGGUGGCAUUGCGGGCAUUGUCACCUGGGGCUCGGUCUUCCCACUGGACAUGAUCAAGACCAGGCUGCAAGCACAGACGAUGCAUGAUCAUUCUUUGACAGGGCCGUCUGAGGGUCGAUCUUUAUUGCAGCCACCUCGGCAAACCUUGAACACCUUCCAGAUCGCCCGAGAGGUGUAUCGGGCCGAGGGCGUACAUGCAUUCUAUCGCGGCCUCGGCAUCUGCAGUGUCAGAGCAUUCAUUGUGAAUGCCGUUCAGUGGGCGGCAUACGAAUGGCUGAUGAAGACCCUAACAGCCCAUGAGCCUCCUGUGGGCCAAUACUACGUCGCAUAG